AUGCGCUUCUCCGAGCUGUGUGGUGGGGUACCGGACACCUUUCCAACAAGAGCAGGAGAUGCGACCCUUCACGCUGUUUACUCAGGACCCUCGCUGUUCUCAGCCAUCGCCUUACCCUCACGAGGAUCGUCAGAUCUCCGUGUGGAAGCCACGGCAGACGCACAAAGUCACAGGUCGUCCACGGAGCAGACUUCACUUUUGUGCAGGCCUGCCAAAACUUUGGGGGGAGAGGAAACGCCAGAAGACGAGCCUAAAGUUUAUCUGGAGGACUGCAAACUUUGGAGACAGUUUCACAAAUGUGGAACGGAAAUGGUCAUAACAAAAUCUGGCAGGUAUAGUCAAUGUCUCUUAGUUACGAAAGGCGGAAAGUUUAACUGGUCUGUGCGUCAUGCAGUUAUGUCUACUCCCUACAGGCGCAUGUUCCCGCCGCUAAGAGCCAGGUGCACGGGGAUGGACAAGACAGCAAAAUACAUUCUUCUGCUGGACAUCGUAGCAGCUGAUGACUGCAGAUAUAAGUUUCAUAACUCCCACUGGAUGGUGGCGGGAAAGGCGGACCCUGAGAUGCCCAAACGCAUGUACAUCCACCCGGACAGCCCGGCCACGGGCGAGCAGUGGAUGUCCAAAGUGGUCAACUUUCACAAACUGAAACUGACCAACAACAUAUCGGAUAAGCACGGGUUUGUAAGUGAAAUGUUUUAUGUAGGGCAUGUCAAACUGGUACUUAAUAACGAACAGGGGAACCUUUUGUCAAUCAGUGUUUAAUUGAUGUCGUUUUUUGUCAUAAUUUGAAACGAGGGUCCAAAAUUUUCAAAUUUUUUCUAGUGCAAGUCAACGAAGUUUUCCCGACAAUAGUUCUCUAUAUGUGUGUAUACCUUUAACAAACUUUUCUUUCAAUUUGCAGACAAUUCUCAACUCGAUGCACAAAUACCAACCAAGAUUUCACAUAGUGAAGGCAAACGACAUCCUAAAACUGCCGUACAGCACCUUCAGGACAUAUGUGUUCCCUGAGACUGAGUUCAUCGCAGUAACAGCUUACCAAAAUGACAAGGUCAGAAUUUUAACUUCAUGAGCAUUUUUAUAGAGUUAAAGAUGAUAAUAUGAUUUGAUACAGCUGUAAUUUAUAGUGCCAAUAUUUAGAUGUAUCAUCACCAACAAAAAAUGGAGAGUCUCUAUAUUUAUAUGUCUCUACAUUUCUUUUCUAACUAUUCAGAUCACACAGCUGAAAAUAGACAACAACCCAUUUGCAAAGGGAUUCAGAGACACUGGCAAUGGAAGGAGAGAAAAGAGGUAAGUUAUUUUGUGUUUUUUAAACAUUUUUUUUUUUUCUUCUUUUUUUAAGGGUCUUAGCAUGUAACAAAAUAUUCAGCUCCAUCAAGUCGAGGCCUGUGACCCCUCAUGAAAAAAUCAGUAGUGGUAAGAAUUUAAAUACUCAUUACUGUGGAAUAAUAUACUCGCUGCAAGUGAGUAACUUUGAGUUCUUGUACUUUUUGCAUACUUUUAUAAAUCAAUAAUUUUACCUAAUUAAGUAUUUGUGCAUAAAGUGUUAUGCUUAACUACAUUUCACAAAGUACAGCAAAAAUCCCCAAAACAUGCAGGCUGUCAAUUAAGUGCAUGACAGCCAGCUAAUUGGAUGAUGUCUAAACUGUAAUAAAAUUCCAAUCUUACCAAGUAGAUUUGUCUAAAUUACGGUAAAAAUAUCUCGUUAUUUAAGACACAUUGAUGUAAAAGGUCCAAGUAUAAAUCUUAACAUAUAGGGCAAAAUAUUCUUGAUAAGCAUUGCAUUGCUGUGUUUAUAAACUUAUUGGGACGUUUUUGCAUCCAUUUUUACUCCUUUCAGCUGAUUCUACUCGACUAGUAUUACUGUGAUGGAUAAUCUCAGAGCUACUCGUGCUUAUAAUGAUCCCAAACUGAGGUGGAAAAUAUCACAAUUUCCAUAUGAGAAUCACUUGUGCAUUAUAUAGUAUAUAGAGAAAAAUAUAUAAAGAAAAAGGAAAGCGUAGGCUGCUUUGUGCAGAAGGUGGUGGCAAAGUUAACGAAAGCUGCAGUACUCCCCACAGGACUUUUAAUUAUGAUAACUGACUGGUGCCCCUUUUUUUUCCUACAUCAGGAAACUGCAACAUUCGCCUAUCAAAUCGAAAGAGAUGCUGAUGACUGCCAGGGAAUCUGAACCUGAAAAAGACCAAUCUACACAGAAUAAUGAUAACUCUAAAUCACCAGGUACCAUUUACAGAUGAUAUUUCGAUUUCUAAGUCAGUCUGUAAUGUUCUCUGAAGAAUGUCACUGAACAAUAACUUUUUCCAUGUAUGUGUUUUACUAAGAUUCAAUUGAAAGUGAUGUUGACAGAGACAACAAUGUCAAGGACAGAUGGGGACGACAGGUGUGCAACAUCCACCAGGAAACCAGACCUAAGGCAAAGGUUAUAGCAUCAGAUGGAGCCACAGGGAGCCAGUACAACACGGAGACAGAAAUGGACCCCGGUAACAGCUACAGCACCCCUACAUUAACUGAUUUAGGGGAUUGCUGUGGAUCACAAGACUCGGCACAGAAUCAACUUUUCAAAUCACACAGCAGUUUUCCCCCAAGUUUGAUUUAUCAAACUGAAUCACAAAGACAUCUGCAGGAUCAGAGUACCCCCAGGAGCCUUCCCCACUCUGCUCAGCUGAACACCUGGAACAGCUGUGCUAACCUUGACAAAGCAGUGUUGUAUGGACUGAGUCUGAUGGCACCUGUACGAACUCCUGAGUCUUCCCGGUUUCCCACUGGCCUUCCAUACCAUCCCUCAGUACAGGUACACAAAUGACCAUCAACUCUGAGAAAUGCAAAAAUGCAUCUUUCUUUAUUACUUGAUAAGACAGGAAAUGGGUCAAUGUACAGUUCUGUAGCCCUUUCUCUUAACCAACCUUUCAGAAAAAUAAAAGUAGAAGUAAGAUGUUUUUAAAUAAUAGAAUUAAAAUAGUGGUUUUGUUCUGAGCACAGCACAAUUUUUUUAUCAUGACAGAAAAUGUUUUUCUUAGAAGCUACUCCAAAACACUUCAUUCUUACAAGAGACAACUAAUAAAAACAUAAUCAGCAUUUGCUUCAGAAAGAAAAAAUAACACAGAUUUAUCACUUUUUUAAAAACAGAAAUAGAUGAAACACAAAAAAAAAACAUUUGGGGCAAAUUUUCUUAAAUCCAUGGUGCAUUUAUUUAUUCAUGUAUUCAGUACACAACACACACAGAACAUUGUAUUUGGACCUUUUAUGGUUCAUGUUUUCAAAUGUUCAUCAAACGUCCAUGAAUCACACCAAUAAGGAUGCUACUCUUCUCUUAAACCCAUUAAUGCAUGUAUGAGGAAAACGCAUGGAGUGUGAAAAUUAAAACUAUGUCUGUCAGAAACAGGCAAUGAGAGGAGAUAGAGUCCAAAGAGCUAGAAUUUGUCCAGGAUUAGGUACAAAUUACCUUUGUAUACCUGGUUUGCCUACUUAGUGACUUAACAUUGGAGAUUAAGAACAUGUUGAUCUUCUCAGCCCUAAUGACAACACUUAAAGCUUCACUCUAAGCCUACAUUCACAUCCUAGCUUGUCAGGAAUAUUUUAAUAUCUAAAUGAAACAAAAGUUAUCAUUUAUAAAGAGUGCUUUAAAAUUGGGUGUCUUUACAGCAGGGUGUCUAAUUCUUAGUUGGAAGGGCAACUGGACAAAACAAAGAAUUGUAUAACCAUGACCUGGAUGAAUUAGAGCCCACAGACUUACAGCAGGGUGGUUUUUUGUUUUAGAGAAAAAUUGACUGGUUAAGACAAACAAUGUAGACACCCACAUAAAUCCCUCAAACAAAUGAGCAUGCACUAUUUCAAAUCUGAGCUGUCUCUAACUGUCAGAAACUGAUAAUUGCUUAUAUUUCACCUUUGUCUACAGGACUUGGUAAGCUUUUCACACUUUGGAGGCUUCCUGUUGUAUCCCUUCUCGAGCAUCACAUCAGCCCCGUACCUCACCCAGCAUAUGCAGUCCAGUGAGGAAUUUAGAGCCCAUUCAAGUGUCCACAGUGGGGACUGCUUCACCUCUUCUAUGAUGUCCUCAGUUUCUUCAGCGGGUGGUAGUGGUGGAUUGAAAUACUUCUCCCCAAAUUUGCUGCUCUUGCCCAAAACAGAUCAAAAGACCAAGGUAAACAAAGAUGAAGAGGACUGCUGUAUGGAGGAACCACAAACAGACUAA
Xyrichtys novacula (pearly razorfish) is the source of this 4189-nucleotide messenger RNA. NCBI's taxonomy places the organism in Eukaryota, Metazoa, Chordata, Actinopteri, Labriformes, Labridae. The record is from the annotation of a GenBank genome assembly.